This is a messenger RNA of Myzus persicae (green peach aphid), 2333 nucleotides long. RefSeq lists its product as uncharacterized. Lineage: Eukaryota; Metazoa; Arthropoda; Insecta; Hemiptera; Aphididae. The transcript has a single exon. The coding region runs from base 206 to 1060 and encodes 284 amino acids. The record is from RefSeq and is a predicted model, not a curated record.
UAUAGAGAAAUUGAUAAAAUAUUUUAAGAAUAAUAAAUGAGGAUAAAUUUAAAAUUAACUUUAAUAUUUAAAUUCUAAACUAGGUAUAAAUAGCAUAAAAAUUACCUAAAGCAAUUGUAAUUGGAUAUCUUCCUUUCUGGAAUCUUUGUAUUGUAAAAUAAUUGUAUAUUUUAGGUAUAGUAUUGUAUAAGUUACCUUUAUAGAUAUGUUUCUGCAGUUUAAAAUUAUUCUAUUGAUUACUUGCUUGGAUGUAUACAGCGGUUUUGCUUUUCAAUGUCCUAAAUCUGUUCCAUAUUCAACAAUGCCAGGAUUAUCUAGAGUUAGUUUACCUGUCUCAAAUGAGCUCAUCCAUUUUAAAAACGAAAACGAAUUUCUAAUAGAUUCUAAUGGAAGGACAAGAUAUGUUUGCGUAAAAGUUACGCCAGAAAUAUACGCAUCACAGAAUAAGACAAUAAAUAACGAUACCGAUAUGCAUGUCCAAACUGGAGGAGAUUAUAAAGAACGUAUAAUAGCGCAUUCCUUGGGGGGAUCAAAUGAUUCUCUGAAUGUAUUUUCGCUUAACCAUAAUUGUAAGUCAAAAUUGCUUAACAGUAGUGUCGAGCAACAACUUGCAAGAUUACUUGCUGAGCACUCACGAAUAACAUAUAUGGCUGAACUUGUAUACACAAAUAAUGUGACUGAUGUGCGACCAACAAGCAUAAACGCUGUGUAUAUGGACGAAAAUGAAAAUGUCCUAGGAUCUGUGAAGAUGAUAAAUUCACCACCAAACACACCCUGUGAAACAGUAGAUCUGAAGAUUCCUGCAAAAAGUAAAAGGUCAUUGACCGACAUUUCUACACAUCCCAAGAGUUCUACACAUCCCAAGAGUUCUACACAACCCGAGAGUUCUAUAGAUCCCGAAAGUUCUACAAAAUCUAUAAAUUGCAUGGAUGGAUGUAGGAGAUCUGCGUGUUGGGGGAAACUUGAAGAUCGUGAUAAAAAAUGUAGGUCGCAUUUUCAUUCAGUGCAUGCUAAUUCAGUUUGUGUUGGUGAAUGGUGUUAUUGCUGCUCUUACUAUUAAAAAUAAUAUAUGAUUCAUAUUGAUAACCAGUAUUUUUUGUAAGAGGUUUAAUGACCUUUAAUAAAUAUUAUAUAUUAAGUAAUUAAAUGAUUAAAUAUAAUUAUACAGAGUAACUUAUACCAAUUAUAAUUAACAUCUAUUAUACUCAUUUGAAUACACACAUAAUGUUAUCACAUUGUAAUUUUCAUUGUAAAUGCAAAUAUUGAAACAUGAUGUAUCUUUUUACAUUUCUAUGUCAUGUUCAAAUGUAAUAAUAGAAAUGUUAUAUUUAUGUAAUUUGUGAAUCUUUUUUACCUUUCUUAAAAUCAUGUACAUAAUCGUCUAUUAAAAUAUUAUAUUCAUAUUGUAUUUUAUUUAAAUGCCUAAGCAGCAUAUUUUAUACAUUGUUUUAAUUAAAUAAAUAUAUUAUGAUGAUUUUGUUAUUUUUAACUCUUCAAAAUUGUUUUCCCCUCAUUUAAUAUUCAAAUAAAAUAAAAUACAGAAAGAUAGCUUUUAAUUGUUAUUGGCGAGUAGUGAGAACAAAAAUUAUAAAGUAUCCUAUAUUCCAAUAUAUUUAGUUAUUAUAUUUUACUAAAUAACAUUUAAAAAAUACUUACCUAUUAUAGCAGCUCUGUAAAGCUAAAAACGAUAUCUAUGUCUCUAGUUGAAAUACUUUGAAAAAGUAUCAUUUACAAUACUGAUUAAUAGAUAUAUAGUUAAUCUGCUAUGGAAAUAGAAGAUCCACUGGGCACUACCAAAGCCUACAAAAUGAUAGUUUAAAAUAGAUAAUAUUAUGAAUAAUAAUGUAAGCGCUCAUUUUAUUCAACAGUUAUAUGUUUUAAUGAAUAAAUUGCAUGAUUUUUCUAGUAACAUAAUUAUUGUGUAAUAUAUUUUACGAUUACAAUGUAUUAUAAUAACACUAAUUGUUAUCCAAAUUACAAAAUAGGCAUGCAUACUUGUAUACGAAACUGUAUGAAAUUAUCAUAGUUUUUAUUGUCUUUAUAUUAGUAGUAUAAACUGUUAUUAUUAUUUUUAGUUAAGUAUAUACAUGAAUUAAUGAAAAAAAAAUGUAAGUUAAUAGAUUAAUAACAAUGGAUGUUACUUACUAGUAUAGAACAUUACAACUACCUAUAUUAAGUGCCAACCCAUCAAUAUUUUUAUGACCAAAACAAAUGUGAAAAAAUUAUAUUAUUUUGUACACCUUGUCACUUAUCGAUAGCUUGAUAAAAGAUAACUAUACCUAGUCAUAACCAAAUUACUUUAAUCUGUAUGAAUAAAAUAUAUAUUAAUGGUA